Messenger RNA from Owenia fusiformis, 1381 nucleotides. Lineage: Eukaryota; Metazoa; Annelida; Polychaeta; Sabellida; Oweniidae. The record is from the annotation of a GenBank genome assembly.
GCCGAAACAAAAUUAAUUUUAACGUUGUUUGGAAAAAUAUUUGGUUACUAUUAACAUCAACAUGGCUAUGUCAAAAUAUACUUAUGAUUUAUUUUUAGGAAUCGUUAUUUACAUGGUAACAAUGGAUUAUACGUACUCAAUUAUGGAGCACCCUCAAACGGUCACAUGUGCCGUUGAUUUUGUAUUUAUGGGGAAGGUCGAAGGCUCCAAAAAAAUCCGUGAAGAUGGCAGGCAAUUAAUGCUUUACACAAUAAUACCUGGGACCAAAAACUUAGCACCAAGCGGUAAAGAGUUUAAUGCGGAACAAGAUGUGAGACAAUUGACUACGGGGAUAGGUUCUGAAGACGUAUUCUUCCAAGCACAACAAAAGAAUAACAACGGUCUUGAGGAAUACUUUAUAACAGGAUUCUUCAAUGAGGUAACAGGAAAAGUGCCACACCUAACAACCGAUGACUGGGUAAUUAAACUUACACCUGAACUGGCCCACUCCUUACCUCGCCUAACACAGGAGUAUGUACAAAACUGUAGAUGUGAGAUCUGUCCCGAGGGUCGACCAUGCCCAAAGUCAAAUUGUAUAUACAUGCCAAAUGAGGAGAUGUGCAGAUUCAGCAGUUCAGUAUGCAUACAUAUAGACGAAGAGCAGUGUGAUUGGAAAAAGACAAGAGACUACAGAGGUUGUAUGAAAGAGUGAAAAUCCAGCUUUAAUACGUCAGGAUCUAUGAGUUUAAUGGAGCAUUUUAAACUGUCCAUCAGUUUGUGAUGUUCAGAGGAGAUGUCUAAAUAAAAAUGUUCACUGAUAAGAAACUUUUGUUUAUUUGUUUCUUUCCUUACCUUCAUCUCAAUUUGUGAUAAGGCAAGCCCUAAUUUUAACAGUUUCUCUUACAGUUUUCAUAUCUCCAACGCUAUCCCAUUGUAAAAACCCUGGAGGACUUGAUUAUUUUUGUAAAAAAAGCGAAAAAAUGCUCAAAACACAUUCUGGCCUUAAUUCUGGUUGUUAAUUUACGGAAAUGUACUAACAUUAAAAAGGUUUAGAACCAUUUCAUUUCCUACAAUCAGAAAUUUUCAAUGAGGAUCUAUAAAUAUCCUGAAAGUACGUCCCAAUCUUCAAUGUCAAACCCUGCUGCAACAACUUGAUCUUGUUUUGUUCGAGUAUUUCUUUCACUAUACUUUUGUGUAUUUUUAUUUUGGUGCCUUGAUUGUCUUUCAAGAUGAAGCUCUUUCAAUGUUGGUUGAACUGGGUCAGUGUGACAAGGGGAUUUUGUUUGAGCACAGCCUGCCUGACUAGCUCUGUGUGAUGAAUUGCACCGAGGUUUGAGAAUGAGGUUUUCUUCAUCACUAUUUAAGUCAAUUUCAGCUUCACCUGGUUUGUGUUCCUUAGUCA